UUACGCAGCUUUGGUCCACGGCUGCUGUCUGCCUACGCCGAAUGCGCUUACUUGCUUUUGGAGACGGCCGCGAGCUGUGUUGUGUUCGCCGUCGUCGUCGUACCAUCUGUCGACACCUCUGCGCUGCGGAUCGCCCUUGAAAAACCGCUCAGAGGAACAAAAAGAAAAGGUCAUGCUAACUGCCACAAGCUCCACGCUGCGGCGGACGUUACGGUCAUCCGUAGCCGUCGCGAGCCGCUACACUGCCGUCCGCAGUACUUCCCAGGGGUCGACGGAGGGAGACACACCACGGGUACUCAUCACAGGAAGCCUGGGCCAACUCGGAAAGGGCCUAGCUCGGUUACUUAGGCAAAAGUAUGGCAAGGACAACGUCAUCAUGUCUGACAUUGUGCGGCCACCCAAGGAAGUGUUCAACGAGGGUCCCUUCAUCUACGCGGACAUCCUGGACUUCAAGAACCUCCAGGAGAUUGUGGUGAACGAGCGGGUGGACUGGCUCAUCCACUUCAGCGCUCUCCUGUCGGCCAUCGGCGAGCGCAACGUGCCGCUUGCCAUGCGCGUCAACGUGGAGGGGGUCCACAACGUCAUGGAGCUGAGCAAGCAGUACCGGCUGCGCCUCUUCGUGCCCAGCACCAUCGGGGCCUUCGGGCCGGACUCGCCGCGCCACCUGACCCCCGACCUGUGCGUACAGCGUCCCCGGACCAUCUACGGAGUGUCCAAGGUCCACGCCGAGCUCUUGGGGGAGUACUACUACCACAAGUUUGGGCUGGACUUCCGUUGUCUUCGGUUUCCGGGCGUCAUCUCCUACGACACAGAGCCCGGGGGCGGAACCACAGACUAUGCGGUGCAGGUGUUCCACGACGCGCUGCGGGAGGGCAAGUUCAGCUGCUACCUGGAGCCGGACACGCGGCUGCCCAUGAUCUACAUCACGGACUGCCUGCGGGCCUUGGUAGAGAUGAUGGAGGCUCCGUCGGAGGCACUGAAGCUGCGCACAUACAACGUCACCGCCAUGGACUUCACGCCCGAGGAGCUCUUCCGCGAGGUCCGCAAGCUUGUGCCCGAGCUGGAGGUGGUCUACCGGCCGGACGGCAGGCAGAAGAUCGCCGACUCGUGGCCACAGGUGUUUGACGACAGCAACGCCCGGAGGGACUGGGGCUGGAAACCCAGCUACAACCUGGAGCAGAUGUGCAAGAUCAUGGUGGACAACCUCAGGCUCGUGUACAAGCGCUAGGGGGCGUCUCGGAUCGUCUCAGAUAUGCAUAGGACCGACAGCAGAAGUGCAGAAGAGCAAGAAGUGCCGGUGCGUCCUCGUCACCUUCGCCCACAUGCAUUUUGACAAGCACGGUGUUGCCCCCGUUUACGACAUUCCAACAUGGAAGACGAAGCCCGCUCCCAUAUCCUAACAGAAUCUCGCGAAUGUAAAGAAAAAAAAAAAAGAAACGAUACGAAUCUUACAGCGAGGGAGCAACGGUUGACACAUCGCUAGGAGGUUUAGCUUCCCUCUGCAGCAUCGGACGCGUCGAAGCAGAGUCACCCAGUACAUGGUCUUUCAGGUUGGGUUGCAGCUUCUACAAUGCUAAGUCACCUGGCACGGGGUGACUCGGUGUUUAAGCGGAGGCUGUGACAGAAUCUCACAAUCACAUUCGAUGCCACGCGGGUUUUGUUACAUGGCGCUUUUCCAAAAGCUAGGCCGCACAUCCAAGGAAGUGUAUUAUUGGCCGGCCCGAAUGUUUAGACAAGGAUUGCGCGUGCCUUACACCAAGUCUUUCAAGCUUGCACUGCUGUGUGGCAUCUUGCUCCAUAGUCUUGUAACUUUUGCUUUUAAAAGACAUUAAUCUUUAUUUUAUAUGCUCACAACUAUAUUCGCACAUUCCUAGCCCUUGCGAACUGUGAUGCCUUUUAUAGUAUGUAGACUUUAAAUCACGGUGCAAUCAAAAUUAAGAGACAAGCCUAUGAAGCUAUAGCCAUUAGUGUAUGCUUGCUAGCCAUGUAUGAUAUAGUGGGCAUUUUUAAUCAACCAAGUUUGGAUAUUGACCAAAUUUAAACCUCUAACUGAUCUCCCCCAAAAAAGUAUUUUUUUAUGAAUUAGAACAUACCCUUGUGGCUUUAUUGGUCACCACACUCCAGUUCGGACAUAUUUUCUAAACUGUGAAUGAUUUUUGCGCGCAUAGACAUUCCACCCAUUUCACACUAAUGCCAGAAGGCCCAGUACUUGGGACAGCGUAGAAAUAAAAACUUCAAUCAAUGUGACGUGACAAGUGACAGAAAGGCAUUCCGAGCUUCUUUACAAGUGUCGUUCAACGUUCGACUUUAUUUAUUUUUUCUUACCACCUCGAACACUUUCAUAGAUCAUUAAAAGAUGUGCAAGAUUGA
Messenger RNA from Ixodes scapularis (black-legged tick), 2370 nucleotides. Its product is annotated as L-threonine 3-dehydrogenase, mitochondrial-like. Lineage: Eukaryota; Metazoa; Arthropoda; Arachnida; Ixodida; Ixodidae. Bases 173 to 1228 code for a protein of 351 amino acids. Gene Ontology annotation, molecular function: L-threonine 3-dehydrogenase activity. The record is from RefSeq and is a predicted model, not a curated record. The transcript is spliced from 9 exons. Gene Ontology annotation, biological process: L-threonine catabolic process.